AUUGCGAUGUUGCGAAAUUACUAUUUCGAUAAAAGUUGUUGAUGUCCCUCCAGGGCCACCACACACAGUCUUCGAUGAUCGUGAUAAAUGACUCAUCACCUCGUCCCCAUAGUGUCAAACAGUACGCAUCCACCACUACCUGCUCUCUCACCCUGGUAUUGGAUCAUUUGCAUGUGCUAAAUUUUUGCACACGUAUGCAAAUGAGCAAUAGUCUGGUGCCUGCCUGUGCGUUACAUUUGCGUUUAUUUUUGUAUGCGAUGUCUGGGAUAAAAACAGAAUCAAUUCGUCGCAGCGCAAGCAUGGUGUUAGUUAUAAAAACACGAUUUUAUUUUAAUUAAAAACGCUGUUAGGCGUUGCACUCACAUUAGUUUUGACCAAGAUACGCAUGUAUGUGUCAUCCCCACUUUUAAGAAGCGAUUAACGCCCUUGUUGCUAAAAGCCUUUUAGAGCUAAGAUCUAUACCAGUUUGCCCUGGCUUUAUUUGUACAGUACUUUGUAAUUUAACAGCAUGAGUUUUGUGCCGGUGCCUAGGGUGGAUUAGGGCCUACAGAACACAUGGUUCGGCCGUUAACAAUGAGAGUGCCCUCUCCGUCAGCCGGCAGUGCUUCCCACGUGUCGCAAUUCAGUUUACUUGCCUAACAGCAACUUAUCAAAGUCAAGUCAGGAAUGAAGGAUCAUUGAGGUCGUAGGUCGUACCAAAGACCUGGGUAAUUGGCCGAACGUGGUCAGUGACCAAAGUCCGAUGCGCAACUCCACGAUAAGCAAUAUCGCUGAUAAUAUGCAUGAUUAUACUCACCUCAAAAGUACGUACCCAGAUAAAUCAGGUUAAACCUGUGUAGCCUGAGGGUUUUAUUAUUUACACGGAUUCAACGAACAGUUGCGUGGUCGACAUCCAUUCCAAAUUCUAUAUUUCCAUUCAAUCAAUUUAUAGUGUUCCUUUUGUGCAUUAUUCAACGAGCCAACACAGGCUGCCGUGCUAUGUACCAAAUCAGCAAACACCCCCGCAAUUUAUACACGAGAUUGCAAACACAAGAGAUAAGCAAAUCGGUCAGAAAGCGUUAUAUUGUGAUCGCCUGUGUGGUAGUUGUGGUUAUCCUGGCGGCUGUAGGCCUCGCCGUGGGCCUUACGCUGGGCCUCGGGGAUAAGGAUGACACAUCUCCACAGACUGGGGUUUACCGAAAGGCAGCCGUGGCUACAGAUCACGGUCCCUGCUCGGAAAUGGCAAGGGACAUUCUUCUAGACGGUGGUUCGGCAGUUGAUUCAGCCGUAACAGCCGCCCUUUGCCUGGGCGUGGCUAGUCCGCAGAGCUCGGGGCUCGGUGGGGGGCUGCUUAUGGUCAUCUACAGUAGAGAUGGCUCAACAGAGACUAUCAUUGCUGUCGAAGAAGCCCCGGCCGCCUCAGAUUUUGAUAUGUUUGUGAAUGACACUGAUCAAGCCAACUACGGAGCAAAAGCCGUAAGUGUACCUGGUGAGUUGGCGGGAUUGUGGGCAGCACAUCAGAAGUACGGAGUACUGCCGUGGAAACGGCUCGUUACACCGGUCAUUGAUAUGGCAGAACACGGCUUUCCGCUCGCAUGGCAUACUGCGUACUGCCUGAAAAUUCUGGAGAAAGACUUCGACCGUUGGCCGAUUCUUAGGCAGCUGUACACGAAGCCUGACGGGUCGUUGAUGGAGGAGGGCGAUAUCAUCACAGCACCCACUGGUCUGGUGCAGACGCUCCGUGCAAUUGCUAACGAGGGCGGGGCAGCCUUUCAUGGUGGAGAGAUGGGUCGGAAACUUGUCCAAGAUAUCAGAGACCAAGGUGGAAUUAUUACUUUUGAAGAUUUGACCAGUUACAACGUCACUUGGGAACACCCCGUCGCUUUUAGCAUGAGGGAAGGGCAGCAUCGUGUAAUGUCCACGCCAGUAACAUCAAGUGGAAACCUUGUGCAGUUUACCGUCCGCGUUAUGGACGAAUGUAACUUGGCUAGCGUGAACCUCGACACAUACGAGGGCAAAUUGAAAAUGUACCACUAUUUCAUAGAGGCUAGCACGUUUGCUAUUGGCCUGCGGCUGCACAUUGGAGAUUACGGCAAAGCGGAAAAUGCAAAGUCUGUUGCUGCCUUGUCGUCUAAAGAGUACGCCCGGACGAUCUGUUCCAAGAUCAACGAAACCCACGUGACGUAUCCCUCUGGUCAGGAUUACGACACUUUCAAUGGCCUCCCCGAUACCUUCCGAGCAGCGCCAGCCCUAGAGCAAGCCGAUGAGGGAGAAGCUUUGGACACAAUAAAUGGAGAUACAAGUCACUUGAGCGUCUAUUCUGAGCACGGAGAUGCUGUGUCGAUGACUACAUCAGUUGGCCAAUAUUUUGGUAGUAGAACCUUUUCCAACCAGACCGGAAUCUUCCUCAAUGGCCACAUGGGUAGCUUUUACUACAACGGCCGGUCACCGCCAUGGGAGGCUAACAGACUGGCUCCGGGGGUCCGGGCAAUGUCUACCAUGAGCCCCUCUAUCAUCGCUGAUGAGGACGGAGUCUAUGGAGUCAUCGGGUCUUCGGGCAGUAUGAGAAUUAUUUCUACGAAUGCAUGGGUGCUGCUGCGUUCUCUCUGGGGUAGCGAGUCGCUGUCGGAUAUGAUCGACUCUCCAAGGGUGUAUCCCUACCGAAGUGCCUCUUUAAACCGUACCUACUACGAAAAGGACUUUCCUGAGGAUCUCGUUGAAGGGCUGAAAGCAAUGGGGCACAACAUGGUUUCCACCUCGUCCUUCCCAGCUGCCCAGGGUAUUCUCCGUGGACCCGGGUCGACUAUCCAGGCGCACUCGGACAGACGUAAACAUGGAUAUCCCGCCGGCUACUAACCAACCGUUCUUCUUGCUCAACAAUUAAUUCAAGAGCGCCCUCAAGGGCUAUCCGACUAAUCAUCGAAUUGUCCGCCUAAAAUGGUUCCCGGACACAAAGUUAUUUACCUUAAUACGCAUACGUGAAACAUAUCACGUGAUUGAGUUAAUAUAUCAUACGAUUUGAAAUGGGUACGGGAAGGAUUACGUCAGCCGUCCGAUCGAUUUGUGAUUUUUCUUCAAGAUUUUGAUUCUGCAAGUAAUCCUGUAGUCGCCGCAGUGAUCAUGUAGUCGGUCACCAAAAUAUAUUGGUAUUGGUUUUUAAAUUAAAGAAGUGAAUUAAAAAAAAAUCGAAAAUGGAUGAAGCCUAUGAGAUUCGUGAACUGAAUUUAGACACAUUACUCAAAUUCAUACGAUUCUGGUUUCUAAAGACAUGACACAAAAUGUCUUGUGUUACCGAACUGAAUUUCAAGAAAGGUCCAUAUUAAGAAAAACUGGAAGCUCCCGUACUGAUGGUGUGACUCUAGAUCGUAUGCAAAACCCUGCAUGAUUGGGUACUUUUACCAGUGCAAUCCAGUCAUGAGUAACUGAGCAAUUACUCAUUUACUCAUGAGUAAAUGAGUAAUUGCUCAUUUUACUCAUUUUUACUCAUGAGUAAAUGAGUAAUUGCUAAUUUUACUCAUCACGCUCAAAAUUCCGAUGCACGUGGAUGGGAAAUGACGUCAUUUGAACGAGACCUAUUGUUAGCGUUGUCUUUUUCUUACAGUUUAACAAUCGGGAAAGCCUCCUGUCAGGCAAAGAAUUAAUUGGAUCAUUGGCCCUGUCGCAUUAUUCUUUGUCAUGUAGUCAAAAAAUGUUACAUUUUCGUUGACGUCCC
This is a messenger RNA of Patiria miniata (bat star), 3691 nucleotides long. RefSeq names its product glutathione hydrolase 1 proenzyme-like. The transcript is spliced from 11 exons. Gene Ontology annotation, molecular function: glutathione gamma-glutamate hydrolase. NCBI's taxonomy places the organism in Eukaryota, Metazoa, Echinodermata, Asteroidea, Valvatida, Asterinidae. Bases 979 to 2835 code for a protein of 618 amino acids. The record is from RefSeq and is a predicted model, not a curated record. Gene Ontology annotation, cellular component: plasma membrane. Gene Ontology annotation, biological process: glutathione catabolic process.